Colletotrichum destructivum is the source of this 732-nucleotide messenger RNA. RefSeq lists its product as uncharacterized. Lineage: Eukaryota; Fungi; Ascomycota; Sordariomycetes; Glomerellales; Glomerellaceae. The transcript is spliced from 3 exons. The record is from RefSeq and is a predicted model, not a curated record. Bases 114 to 674 code for a protein of 186 amino acids.
CAGAAUCGAGACUAUCCUCUUCAUCUCAGCACCUCUCCCCUUGACAUCUCCCUCCAUCUCUUCGACAUCCCAUCUCUCACCCAACCUUCAACAGACAGCCCGCCCUCCUCAAAAUGGUCAACUUCCUCCGCGCCGCUGGCCUCCUGGCCCUCGCCCCCCUCGCCGCCGCUGCUCCGGCCGCCACCGAGUCCAACCUCGACGUGAGAGCAGCGGACGCCGUCCCCUUCUCCUUUGCGAAGUGGGCCGACGACAUCAUCGCCAACCCCAACGGACAGCACCCCUCGCCCGAGGAGGCGAUGGCCCUGGCCUUCAACCAGACCUCGACCGAUGGCCUCGAGAAGCGUCAGGCUGAUGUCUCCUGCGAGUUCAACAGACCUGGCCAAUCCGCCUCUGUCGCCGACGCCGUUUGGUGCAUCGACUUUAUCGCCCAGCGCGCCAACGUCCAGUGCAGGGCCGUCGUCUCCGGGACCUCCUUCUGCAGACGCGGCCAGGCCCAGAUCACCGGCGUGGCAUUCGGCGGCAACCCUCCCCGGGACACCUCGAGCCCUUGCGGCAACGUCGCCCGCUCGGCCGGCGCCAUCAUGGACGCCUGCACGCGCAACGGCCUCGUCUACGGACAGAACAACGCCUGGGGCAACGGCAACAUGGCCGUGCAUAUCCGCUCCCCUUACUGAGCGGGCUGCGGGGAGGAGCUGGAAGCUGAUGCAUUUUCAUGAUUCAUGUACAUAGCAG